Messenger RNA from Aplosporella prunicola CBS 121167, 4137 nucleotides. RefSeq lists its product as uncharacterized. The transcript is spliced from 3 exons. The coding region runs from base 1 to 3924 and encodes 1307 amino acids. Gene Ontology annotation, molecular function: ABC-type transporter activity; ATP binding; ATP hydrolysis activity. The record is from RefSeq and is a predicted model, not a curated record. Gene Ontology annotation, cellular component: membrane. Lineage: Eukaryota; Fungi; Ascomycota; Dothideomycetes; Botryosphaeriales; Aplosporellaceae. Gene Ontology annotation, biological process: transmembrane transport.
AUGGAGGCCGCCAACAUUCCAACGGAACCGAUUACCGUCCAGCCUGCUCUCUCCCACCCACCGUCCUCUCAUCAUCGCCGAAACACGAGCGCUGCUGCGGGGGAGACUCCGUGGCGCAGAGAUAUGGAUGUGGCGACUCUCAGCACAGCCCAACCACGGGCAUGGCAUACCGAAUUAGGCGGUCUUCCCCGGAGGGUUUUCCGCCGCAUCAUUGGACUCAAUCCGUUCAAGACGUCCUACUUCUCCUUGUUCCGGCCGCUGAAGAGCUUCCAGGACAGGAUGGUUUUAAUAAUGGGCGUGUUUUUUGCCAUUGCAGCCGGCGUGCCGCUUCCUAUCAUCGGUGUGAUUUUCGAACACAUCAUCAACACGUUCCCGCCAACAGAGAAAGAUCUGGCAAAGGUCAUUGGCGAGUUGUUAGGAGUGGCAGUUGCUUACUUCGUCGUCACCUGGGGCUGGGCCAUUUGCUGGGGCAUUGUUGGUGAAAGAGUAUCCCGUGGAUUAAGAGAAGCCCUAGUCGAACGUUCGCUGGGCAUGGAGAUGGCGUAUUUUGAUGUCGAAGCUCCUGACAUGACCAACAUCCUCACGGAGAAAACGCAAACCGUGCAACUAGGAACCUCGGAAAAGGUUGGCCUCUUUUUGCAGUCAAUCAGCUACUUUGUAACAGCUUUCGUCGUCGGCUUCAUUCUGGAUGCUGAAUUGACUGGCAUUCUCCUCGUGGCAGUCAUCCCGACGAUGUUUAUGGUAGUCACGUUCGGCUCGAAGACGGUGGCUAAGCUUCAAAAGAAGACGGCAGAGUGUUCUGAGAAGGCAGCAGCCAUUGCAGAGAGCUCCAUAAGAGCUGUUCAGGUUGUGCAGGCGUUCGGAAUUGCCGACAAACUGGCUGAAGAAUACUUGCGUCUCCUGAAGAUAUCGGUCCGCGUGGGCAUCAAGAAGUCAAUUGCUGGUGCCCUUAUGCUGGGAAGCGUGUACUUUGUCGCUUAUUCCGCCAACGCACUAGCCUUCUGGGAGGGCAGUCGUUUGCAAGAGCAGCGGGGAAAAAGUGGUGGUGCGGGUACGAUUUACGCAGUUGUCUUUCUGAUUCUGGACGCCUCAUUCGUCGUUGGCCAAUUUGGUCCGUUUAUUCAGACGUUCGCACUUGCAGCAGGGGCCGGAGACUCGAUCUUUGAAGUUUUGGACCACGCCGACCCUCAUAUCGAUGUGUACAGCGAAGAGGGUAUAACUCCGGAUGCUUCGACGUUUGAGGGUGGCAUCAAGUUCGAGAACGUCACUUUCGUUUAUCCCGCUAGACCAACGGCCCGGGUGCUGAAUGGUGUCAGUCUCGACUUUCAGCCUGGAGCGGUCAACGGCAUUGUUGGAUCUUCUGGUUCAGGCAAGUCUACCGUGGCUGGCCUCCUACUACGGUUCUACGACCCUUCAUCGGGAAAGGUUACUAUUGGUUCCCAGGACAUCAAACAAUUUAACGUCAAAGGUCUGCGAUCGCGUAUUGCUUUGGUAGAUCAGACGCCAACCUUGUUCUCUGGCACAAUUUUUGAGAACAUCAGACAUGGUCUUGGGGAAGAUCAUGGACUCUCGGAUGAGGAGGUUUUACGCCGUUGCGAACAUGCUGCGCAGGAAGCAGCUUGCGAUUUCUUCGAUAUUCUACCCGAUGGUAUCCACACGAUGGUCGGCAGCUCAGGACACACUUCCCUGUCUGGCGGCCAGAAGCAGCGUAUUUGUCUAGCAAGGGCAUUGGUUGGGGACCCGUCCUUACUCAUUCUCGACGAGUAUACCAGUGCUAUGGAUGCUACCAGCGAGGCGCUAGUCCUUCAGGCUUUGGACAGAGCCACUGCUGUGUCUGGUAGAACCACCAUCAUUGUUGCUCAUCGUCUGGCCACGAUCAAGAAUGCUUCCAAGAUCAUGGUUAUGGAACACGGAAACCUGAUAGAGGAGGGCACCCACGAAGGCCUUAUUGAGCAGGACGGCAUCUACAAGCGGCUGGUCGAGGCUCAGAAGUUCGACAAAACCCCUAAUGUGGAGUCAAAGACCUCUUCAAUCACCGCUACUCCCAGUUCAGCUCCAAUGACGACCGACCUCGAAAAAGAGAUCGAGUUGCCUGAUGUUAGGGCCGUCGAUGAGAAAUCGAAGAAAAAGAAAACCAAGCCCUUCAGCGUUACUCGGCUCUUGCGUAGAGCUGUAGCUCUGAACAAGCCUGAGAGACCCCUAAUUCUUUUAGGCCUCUUUGCCUGCAUGUGCAGUGGAGCCAUCAUCAUCGGCGAGGCCCUGGUUUUUGGUAACCUUUCUGGCGCGGACAACUACGACAGCCGCGUCAACUUUUUCUGUCUGAUGUUCUUCAUCCUGUCUCUAAUCGCUCUUUUCGCCUACACCACGAGCGGUACAUGCUUUGGAAUUGUUUCUCAGUGGCUGCUGUGUCGCAUCCAAGACACUUCGCUUCGCAACAUUUUGCGUCAAGACGUUUCGUGGUUUUCUCAACCAGGCCAUUCAUCACACUCUCUAAUGUCGAGUCUGAGUAUGGACGCCGGCCAUAUCAGUGGUUUGUCCGGCGUCAUCAUUGGUACCAUUUUCUCCGUCACCACCUCUGUCGUCGGCGGCAUGGUCCUCGCUCACAUUGUCGCGUGGAAAAUCGCUGUGGUGCUGUUAUCAGCAGUUCCGGUCAUGCUUGUCGCCGGCUUCUUCCGCCUUCGUGUUCUGUCGAAGGCUGAAGAACGUCAUGAGUCUGCGUACAACGAUGCCGCGGCUUUGGCUUCCGAGGCAUGUGCUGCCAUUCGCACCGUUGCCGCCCUUGGACGGGAGCGUGGUGUCCUGAAGCAAUACCGGGCUGCCAUUCAAGGACCUUAUGAGCAAAGCUUGAAGUUCACCUUGAUAGGGAACAUCUUGCUUGCUUUCUCGCUUGCUAUCACAUACUUUGUCUAUGCUCUGGCCUACUGGUGGGGCUCGAAGCAAGUCCGCGAGGGCAUGUACGACGAGCUCCAGUUUUUCAUUGUCCUCCCUGCACUGCUGUUCUCGGCGCAAUCUGCUGGCCAGAUGUUCAGCCUUGCCCCUGAGAUUACACGCGCAAAAUCGGCAGCGAGAAACGUCUUCAAACUCCACGACGAGAAGCCAUCUAUCAUUGUUGACCAUGCAGCUUCCGGAAAUUCCACCUCUCCUUCUUCCCUUGGCGUUACGGAAAAGAAGACCAAAAUUCGGGGAGUACUGGAGUUCAGAAAUGUGAGCCUGGCAUAUCCGUCCAGACCAGACACGCUGGCCCUCAAGGGCAUCGACGUGUCUAUCCGUUCAGGAGAGUUCGUCGCCUUUGUUGGUCGGUCUGGGGCCGGAAAGUCAUCCUCCAUUUCCCUGAUCGAACGCUUCUUCGACCCCAUUGCAGGGACUGUAGUGAUGGACGGCGAAGACAUUAGGAACACACCUGUUCUAGCUCACAGGGCGAGGAUCGGGCUUGUCGAACAGGAGCCAAACCUGUUCCCCGGAAGCGUCUUUUACAACGUAUCGUUGGGCGCUCGUCCAGGCCACGAGCCGAGCAGGGAAGAGGUGGAAAAGGUGUGCAAGGCGUGCGCCAUGCACGACUUCAUCAUGGGCCUGCCGGAAGGCUACAACACCGAGUGCGGCAACAACGGAUCACGGCUGUCGGGUGGACAGCGGCAACGGCUCGCCAUCGCGCGGGCGCUAAUCCGCGACCCCGAGAUACUUCUUCUGGACGAGGCGACGUCGCAGCUAGACGCGAAGAGCGAGAAGGACGUCAGGAACGCGAUUGCAGCAGCGUCGACGGGGCGGACGACGAUUAUGGUGGCACAUCGGCUAGCCAGUGUGCAGAGCGCGGACCGCAUCUUCGUCUUCGACGCGGGGAGGAUUGUGGAGCAGGGCAAGCAUGAGGAGCUGGUGGCCUUGGGCGGCAUCUACUCUGGCAUGGUGGAGACGCAGCAACUGGGAUGAGGCGAGACUUGUGUAACGUCCGUCACCGUGCAGCAAGAUUCAUCUUGUUGCGAGAUGGUGAUGCUCGUAUAGAGUGGAAGAAGAGACCUAGUUGAGGCGUGUAGAGUCUGUGUGUGCUCUAAGACCUUUUCACUCAUACCUGGGACUCGGGCUGGGAGCUAGGCAAGGAAUACUCUAUAGGGACUCUGCUUGUAUCGUCGCUGGACGGUGGAU